AUGAGGAAUGCAACUUCAAAAGUCAUAGCAGAAUACAUUACAGACCUAGUAUGCCAUACACUACAAGAGAUAACACCCAAAUUUGUCAUUGAAGAAAUGAGAAGCAGAUAUGGCUUGCACAUUGGUUACCACAAAGCAUGGUGUUCCCUCCAACACGCUUAUAAUGUCAUAAGAGGAAGCCCAGAAAAUAACUACACACUUCUACCGCAAUAUCUUCACAUGAUGAAAUUAAGAAAUCCUGGAACAGUUGCUAACAUCAAAUGGACCGCUGACAAUAAGUUUAAGUAUGCUUUUUUCGCUUAUGGAGCAUCAAUUGAGGGUUGGAAACACUGCAGACCAGUAAUGAUGGUGGAUGCAACCUUCUUGAAAUCAAAAUACCGCGGUGUGCUCAUGAUAGAAGUAGCAAAAGAUGGAAACAACAACAUAUUUCCUCUCGCAUUUGGUAUUGCAGACUCUGAGAAUAAUGAAUCCUACAUGUGGUUCUUCAGACACGUGAAAAAGGUGUUUGGCACGCGCAAAGACCUAUCAAUUCUUUCCGAUCACCACGCAUUAAUUGCAACUGCAAUCAAAGAACUGUAUCCAGAUACCCAGCAUGGCAUAUGCAUCUACCACAUAGAGAAGAACUUGCAGAAAUAUUUCCCAUCCGAAGCGAUCCUAUCACUGUUCUACAAUGCAGCAAGUACCAACAAACAGGCAGAGUUUCGUACCUAUAUGUCACAGAUACAACAAAUCGACCCAAAAGCUGCAGAAUACAUAGAAGAAGAACCACCGGAAAGAUGGGCACGUUCAUUCCACACCAACAGGCGUUACAACAUGCUCACAACAAACAAUGUCGAGACAAUGAAUUUUGUAUUGAGGAAAGCAAGGGAGUUGCCAAUAAUGGCAUAUAUUGAUUACAUCCAAAACAAGCUGCAAAAUUGGUAUAACAGUUUUUGCCGGGAAAACAAAAUUGGUAUCUCAAAGAUUACAUCCUGCAAGUUCUCUGAACUUAAUUUCUGCCGGAAAGGGUGGAACUUCUGUUCAUAA
Messenger RNA from Lycium barbarum (goji berry), 1026 nucleotides. RefSeq names its product protein FAR1-RELATED SEQUENCE 5-like. The record is from RefSeq and is a predicted model, not a curated record. Lineage: Eukaryota; Viridiplantae; Streptophyta; Magnoliopsida; Solanales; Solanaceae. Bases 1 to 1026 code for a protein of 341 amino acids. The transcript has 3 exons.